This is a messenger RNA of Danio rerio (zebrafish), 1115 nucleotides long. NCBI's taxonomy places the organism in Eukaryota, Metazoa, Chordata, Actinopteri, Cypriniformes, Danionidae. The record is from RefSeq and is a predicted model, not a curated record.
GCUAUGCUGCAGCUGCAGUAUGAUUUUUAUGGCAGAGCAAGUAUCGAGACCAUAGCAGAAAUUUCACUAAUUGAAACAUAAAUAUUUUGUACAUUGCAUGGUAAAUGGGUUUACUGUCACUUUGAUUAGUUUAUUAUUGCCAAAUAAAUGACAGUGAUUUUUGUCAUUAAAUGAAGGGUACGUACACUGCAAGUUCAGGGGCUGAAGAUCUGCAGCACUGCAGCCCAUGUGAUGCUGGUCAGUACUGCCACUCUCCUGGACUAACUGCACCUCAAGGUCCCUGUGAGGCUGGGUUUUACUGCACUGGGGGAUCCCAUGUCGCCACUCCGGUAACCACAUACUGUCCAUCACACAUGUUGAUCAGUGUGAUUCAAUCCGGGAUUGAAUCAUUAUUCUUUCAUUAACUGAUUCUUUUACAGUUUAGCUCCAGGUUUGGUGACAUAUGCCCCAUGGGUUAUUACUGCCCGGCAGGCACCAGACACCCUCACGAGUUCCCCUGUCCUCCUGGGACAUGGAGCAAUGCACUGGGGUCCAAAAGCGUGUCGUCCUGUUGGCUCUGUCCUGCUGGAUUUUACUGCAACAGUUCUGGUCUCAUUCAGCCAUCCGGAAAUUGUGCCCCAGGUUUUUAUUGUGCAGGCGGUGCUAAAACAGCCAUGCCUGAUGAUGGGCUUACGGGAAAUCGGUGUCCGACACGGUAUUACUGUCCACAGGGGUGUGCAUCGCCUCUGCACUGCCCUGAUGGAACACAUUCAAAUAGCACAGGUUCUGCAGAAUGCAGCGACUGUCCCACUGGAUGGCUGUGUCUGGAGGGUGAGGACCUCCAGUUGUGUCCAAAGGGGCAUUACUGCGUGGGGGGCACAGUGGAGGACAUUCUCCCCUGCCCUCCAGGCACAUACAGCCCUAAAGCAGGACAAAGCCAAGUAGAGCAGUGUUUACUGUGCUCAGCUGGUGAGAGCAGUGCCCCUGCUUUACUUACACCCUUGGCAGUUUUAAUAACACUGGUGUAGUUUUAUGUUCAUCACACACACCUGUCAUUUUAAGGAAUGUACUGUGAAGACUGGGGACUAGUUGAACCUACUGGUCCCUGCCAGGCUGGGUAUUUUUGCUUCGCAGGU